Molecule: messenger RNA, 102 nt
Organism: Geosmithia morbida
Lineage: Eukaryota; Fungi; Ascomycota; Sordariomycetes; Hypocreales; Bionectriaceae
Exons: 2
Coding region: 1-102 (33 amino acids)
Source: RefSeq, a predicted model, not a curated record
AUGAAGGUCAGCUUCUAUAACCUUGGCAUUGCGCUGUUUGCCGCAAUAGGCACGUUCCUAUUCGGCUUCGACACCGGCAUUGCCACAACAAGUUCGUCAUGA